Molecule: messenger RNA, 4525 nt
Organism: Prunus avium (sweet cherry)
Lineage: Eukaryota; Viridiplantae; Streptophyta; Magnoliopsida; Rosales; Rosaceae
Source: RefSeq, a predicted model, not a curated record
UUGGUUUCUAAUUUUCUCCAUGCAUAAAAUUUGCAUUCAGAACAAGAUGGAACACUCACAAACUCAUUCUAGCCAGAUUUUGUUUACAUUUUUCCUUUUUUUACGGUGGACCACAUGUCUGCAAUCUGCAACACUAUCCACUUCUGGAAAUGAAUCUGAUCGCCUGGCAUUGCUAGACUUCAAGAAAAGAAUAACUCAAGAUCCUCUCUAUAUCAUGAGCUCAUGGAACGAUUCCAUUGAUCUCUGCAGUUGGGUAGGCGUUACGUGCAACCCUGCCACGAAAAGGGUCAUGGUUUUGAACCUGGAAGCUCAAAAAUUGGUAGGCUCCUUAUCUCCUUCUUUGGGAAAUCUUACUUUUCUUACUGGAAUCAACCUGAGAAACAACAGCUUUCAUGGUGAAAUUCCUCAAGAAAUCGGUCGCCUACUGAGCCUGCAACAUCUCAACCUGUCUUCCAAUUCCUUUGGUGGGAAAAUUCCAUUUAAUAUAUCUCACUGUAUGCAACUAACCGUACUCGAUCUUACUUCUAAUAAGCUUUUUGGGUCAAUUCCUAACCAACUCAGUUCAUUGUUGAAUUUAGUUAGUCUAGGUCUUGGUCGUAACAAUCUCACCGGAACUAUCCCACAUUGGAUAGGAAACUUUUCGUCUUUGGAAAUCUUUGUGCUUGCUGCCAACAAUUUUCAAGGAAGCAUACCCAAUGAACUUGGGCGUCUAACAAACUUGAGAAGAUUUAUAGUCUGGGAUAAUAAUCUGUCUGGUAUGAUCCCUACUUCACUCUAUAAUAUUUCAUCCAUAUACUACUUCGCUGUUACUACAAACCAGCUGCAUGGAGAGCUACCACCUAAUGUGGGAAUUACUCUUCCUAAUCUUGAAGUAUUUGCCGGUGGGGUCAACAAGUUCACUGGAACUGUUCCUCUGUCAUUGUCCAAUGCUUCGAGACUUCAAGUGCUUGAUUUUGCUGAAAAUGGUCUCACCGGGCCAAUCCCCGCUGAAAAUCUUGCAACUUUGCAGAGCUUAGUUAGACUCAACUUUGGUCAAAAUAGACUAGGAAGUGGGAAAGCUGGUGACCUGAAUUUUCUCAGCUUCCCAGCUAAUUGUACUAGUCUUGAGGUGUUGGGUCUUAAUGAUAAUCAUUUUGGAGGAGAAUUGCCAGCAUCAAUCGCCAACCUUUCUACCCAACUAAAAAGGCUUAAUUUGGGGACCAAUUUGAUACAUGGAAGCAUCCCUAACGGCAUUGGAAAUCUUAUAAACUUUACCUUUCUGGGAGUGGCCGAAAACUAUUUGGGUGGUAGUGUCCCUGAUGUAAUCGGGAAACUUCAGAAGUUACAGGGUGUUGAGUUGUUUGCUAACCAAUUUUCUGGGCCGAUUCCGUCCUCCCUAGGUAACUUGACUUCAUUGACAAGGCUCUUCAUGGAAGAGAAUACGUUUGGGGGAAGUAUACCACCAAGUUUCGGGAACUGCAAAAAUCUACAGAUACUUAACCUUUCAAGUAACAAUCUAAAUGGCACCAUUCCUAAAGAGGUUAUUGGGCUUUCAUCCCUUUCAAUUUCUUUGUCCAUAUCUAACAAUUUUUUGACCGGUUCACUACCAUCUGAAGUGGGUGAUCUGAAAAAUAUUGGGGAGUUAGAUAUUUCGGAAAACAAGUUAUCAGGUGAAAUCCCAGCAACCCUCAGCAGUUGUAUUAGUUUGGAGCGUCUUCAUUUGCAAGGUAAUAAACUUGAAGGAUCAAUUCCCCUAACAUUAGAAAUGUUAAGAGGCUUGGAAGAAAUAGACAUUUCGCGUAAUAACUUAUCAGGGAAAAUUCCCAAGUUUCUAGGAAAUCUUGGAUCUCUUAAGCAUCUCAAUAUUUCUCAUAACAAUUUUGAGGGUGAAUUGCCUAGAGAAGGGAUCUUUUCAAAUGUAAGUGGUGUCUCAAUCCUUGGAAAUAAUAGGCUAUGUGGUGGAAUUCCAGAAUUCCUUCUUCCUGCAUGCUCUAGCAAAAAGCGCCAUUCACCUCGAGGAUUACUUGCCCCAAAAGUAUUCAUCCCUAUAACUUGUGCACUAGCAUUUUUAAUUGCUCUGUCAUGCUCCUUUGCUGCUUGUUCAUAUGUGAAAAAGUCAAGAGAUAGACCAGUCACUUCGCAUUCUUAUACGGAUUGGAAAUCAGGUGUUUCUUACUCUCAACUCCUUCAAGCAACUGAUGGGUUCUCUGUGGACAAUCUGAUUGGCUCGGGAAGUUUCGGUUCUGUUUACAAAGGAGUACUCCCUACUGAUGGAACGGUAGUUGCUGUUAAGGUAUUAAACCUUCAACAAGAAGGAGCUUCCAAGAGUUUUGUUUACACCCGAAAUAAACAGCCAAUAAGGUUUGGCGCCGUCUGUGGGAACUCGAUAAAAUCGACCCUUUAUCCCGAACAUAUGGGGACCACUGAAAAAACUACGUUCGUACCACGAGAGGGGAUGCCGUUCGGCAUGCCAAGCGGGGUUAGCCCUGCGCCAGCCCCCUACACACCGGCAACUAAUCCCCCUGUAACCCAAGCCACCGAAAACGCGGAGCUUUUAGCCCAAGUCGUGUCCCUUCGGCAUGACAUGGCUAGGAUGCAAGAACACAAUAAUCUUCUCUCGACCAGAGUGGAAGAAACGCAACUGCUGUUAAACCAGCAGCAAACGCAGAACAUGCCGACAGAUCGAUCGUCCGAAAGCCUACAGACUCCUCGUCGGCAGAAGAAGGGCAAGAAGGUGGCAAAGGCAACGCCUGCGCCGUCUAAACAAUUGGUGGUCCCGGCACCCAAAAAUAAGCCCCAUGUACCGAAGAAGGUCUACUCCGAUUGCCGACACCGGCUGCUAGAGCGAGAAGUCGAACGGCAUUCCGAACGGCAGCAAUCGCCGAUCAGGAUCAACGCCCGCUUGGACGACCCCCGACUGAAGAACAUGGGGAGGAAGUCUCCGAUACGGAGGAUACAAGUCCUAGAAUCCACGGCAGAGUCUGACCAUGAGUACACUCCUUCCACCAACCGGUCAUCUCCCUACCGUUCGGCAACCCCGACGAAGUUCUCGGAGGUCAAUCCUGCUAGAUCCCAGCAGCGAUCGGCACACCAGAUUGCAGAGGAGAUACCGGACAGGGACCCUGUCAUUCGCCUCCUCCUUCAAAGGGUACAGAAGAUGGAGGACGAUCGGACUCGUUCACAGGAGCCAGACUGGGGAAGGCUUCGGCCAGGACCCUUCACCGAGCGCAUAAGGCACUCACGGCAGGAUAGGGAUGUGCAGCCCCUCCGCAUCACCCCCUACACAGGGGUGGAGGAUCCACUGACGCACCUUCAUUCUUUUCAAUCGGCAAGAGAUGACGAACCAUUGCGUGAGUAUGCCGCACGGUUCAGCCAUGAAUACUCGAGAUGUCCGAAUACCGAUGACAGGGCAGCCUACGACGCCUUCAAGAGUGGCCUACGGUCCUCACACUUUCGGUAUCUGGUACACAGCAGCAAUUGGCGUACGUAUGAUGAACUCAUGAAGCAAGCGGCAAUCCACGCCAAGGCUGAAUACUUCAACUCGAGGGCCGAGCCCACGUCUCGGCAGAGCGAACCCGUACAGCGUCCCUCCACGGCACAGGCAUCGCCGUACGCACCAGCAACCCAAACUGCUGCGUACUCUGAAAGUCACAAACGCAAAGAUGCCGGAAGCUCCCAAAAGGGGCAUUCCAAGAAAAACAAGAGCAGGUACGGCAGGGACAACUACCGAGCCCCACUAACGGCACAUAACCAGGGGACAGAGGUGUUCACCCUGCUCAACACCUCCUACGAGGCAGUGUUGCUGAACGAAAACGAGAUAAUCCCGAAGUCAUCGUUCAGAAAGCCCAACCAGCAAGACGGCAGGGACACAGGGAAAUUCUGUCGAUACCAUCAGCAGAAUAGCCACAAUACCGAGGACUGCAUGAGUUUGCGAAAAAUCGUUGAACGGUUAAUUCGGGAAGGCAAACUGGACCAAUACAUAGCCAGGCCCCAGCAGGCGCCAGUCCCGAACGCUAAUCGGCAGAUCAACAUGAUCAGCACGAUUAGCGGAGGCCUAACCCUUGCCGGAGCAUCUAACCGGUCGAUAAAGCAGUAUGUCAGGGCGGCACAGUACCCCCAAGUCCUCGGCAUUGAAAGCAGCCGGCACACAAAGAUGCCGAAGGUCAGGUGGGAACCCAUCACCUUCUCCGAAGAAGAAGAGGAAGGGAUCAUCUACCCACACAACGACCCUAUGAUCAUCCGAGCCGACAUUGCCGAGUUCGAUGUCGGACGAAUCCUGAUCGACAAUGGGAGUUCGGUAAACGUCAUCUUUGCCGAUGCAUUCAAAGAACUCGGGAUAGAUGACAGCCAGGUCAAUCGGCAACUCUCGCCUCUCCUAAGCUUUUCGGGAGACUUGGUCCAGCCCAUCGGCAGUGUCAGUCUGCCAAUUUCUUUUGGCACAGCCCCACGAAGGACUAUGGUCUACGACCAGUUCCUUGUGGUGGACUGUCCUACGGCAUACAACGUUAUUGUCGGCCGAACGGCGCUCACGCCUUCUUCUGAGUGA